Molecule: messenger RNA, 963 nt
Organism: Exophiala viscosa
Lineage: Eukaryota; Fungi; Ascomycota; Eurotiomycetes; Chaetothyriales; Herpotrichiellaceae
Product: acetyltransferase-like protein
Exons: 1
Coding region: 229-828 (199 amino acids)
Molecular function (GO): acyltransferase activity, transferring groups other than amino-acyl groups
Source: RefSeq, a predicted model, not a curated record
GUUCGACCACAAAAGCAAAAAUAUUGGUCAGCCUUGCCGCUCAACAUCACUAUCUAUUUUGAGGUUCCCAGAUCCACCACAUAAUAAGAUCUGCCUCAAGCACAACGACAAGAUCGAACUCCAACAGCUACCGUCUCAAUAGCCACAUAGGCUUCCAUCAAAGAAAAAAGGUCCGGUCGACCCAACCAACUGUGUUUCCAACACCAACCAAUCUCAACAUCGACCAAAAUGGUGGCUCUGGAACACCGGGAGGCGCGAGAGUCCGACAUUGACUCCAUUUGCGACACCUUCUUCUCUGCUUUCGCGGGUGACUAUGUCAUGGGCAAAUGCUUCCCAGACAUACCCACUGUUCGAGCAUUUUGGGUAGAUGGCCUACGGAAGGACAUUGCGGACCCGAAACACCACAUCAGAUGCAUUGUCGACAAGGAUUCACCGGGCAGCCCAGUCAUCGCCUAUGCGAAUUGGCAAGCUUGCGACGAGGACACCAUCCAGGAAGGACCACUAUGUCCCGAAGGAGGCGAUGAGGAAGUCGCCGAGAUCUUCUUUCCGCGCCUAAGGAAACGAAAAAUCGAGAUCAUGGGCGGUCGGAAGUACUGGUACUUGGCUUGUCUGUGUUGUCGGCCGACACACCAGGGACAAGGUGCCGGACGCCUAUUACUAAAAUAUGGUGUCGAGUUGGCAGAUAGUGAAGGAAAGGAGAUCUACUUGGAAGCCAGUCCACCUGGAGUACCUGUAUACACAAAGUAUGGCUGGAGGGAACAGGACCGGGUGAUAAUUCUUGACGGGGCAUUUACUGAGAUCUUGAUGAAAAGGGAGGCGAAAUCAUAGUAUUUAUGUUAUGCGGGUCGCCACGUCCAUUUCAUUGCAACCGUCGCGCUUGCGGAAUAACCUGCUCCUCGGAUAAUUGGACCGCUCGCUCAAUCUAUGCACGCUCAAUCAAUGAUAUUACUAGUACCACUCCUA